Solea solea (common sole) is the source of this 1875-nucleotide messenger RNA. RefSeq names its product peroxisomal biogenesis factor 11 gamma (gene pex11g). Gene Ontology annotation, cellular component: peroxisomal membrane. The record is from RefSeq and is a predicted model, not a curated record. The coding region runs from base 138 to 839 and encodes 233 amino acids. Lineage: Eukaryota; Metazoa; Chordata; Actinopteri; Pleuronectiformes; Soleidae. Gene Ontology annotation, biological process: peroxisome fission. The transcript has 5 exons.
GGCGCUUCCUGUUUCAAAGUCCAGCUGAGUUUUACGAGAAUAUUACAAUAUCUUAGUUUUUUAUGUUUAACGUCGUGUGCGUGGAAAAGAGAGAGUGUGUAUGAGUGUGUGUGUGUGUGUGUGAGCUGCAGACAGACAUGCAGCAGGCUGUGGAGUCUCUGGUCCAACUCCUGGAGUCCUACAGAGGAAGAGAUAAAGUUAUCAGGACGUUUUGCUAUGGCUCCCAGCUCGUUGGAGGAGUUCUUCAGGCAGGAGCAGUCGUGUCGUCCCACAGCCUCGGGAAAAGUCUGCUCCUGUUUUCUGCUCAGCUCAGCCAAUGUCGGACAAUGCUGAGGCUGUUUGAUGAUCUCUCCAUGUUGGCCUACACCCACAGCUACGGGUUUGGAGCCAGGGAGGGGGACUCAUGUCUGCGUUGGAUUUCUGUGCUAAACAAUGUGGCAGACCAGCUCUAUUACCCAUGUGAACACAUCGCAUGGGCCGCCGACGCUGAGCUAAUCAAAGUGAGAUCCGCUGAGUGGUGGCUGUUCAGCACGGUGCUGUGGGGACUUUCACUGUUGUUGGGAAUACUCAGGUCAUUUCGAAUUCUGCUGCUGCUGACGAAGAAGCUGAAGAGUUGUGGAAGACAUAAAGCUGACAACAGUCGCUCCCAGAUCCACAUACAGAUGCGAGAUGAGGUUCUCUCCAUUCUCAGCAAAAUGGCCGAUCUGAGUAACGCCAUUCACUGGAUGCCGCCUGGCUUCCUGUGGGCUGGUCGAUUUCCCGUUUGGUUGGUGGGACUGAUGGGCACAAUCUCGUCUGUGAUUGGUUUGAUCCCGGCAAAUGCUGGCAACAGUUCCUAAACAUAAAUAGAUAGAAACUGAUGAAAUGAGUAUGAGAUGCUUUUAUCAGCACUGAGUGAAUAUGCAGGUCGGUGUAUAUCAGAGGUAAAUCCUGAGUGACAAGAUGUGUAGCAGGUGUAGGAAAUGUGAAAUCACAUUAAUCUGGAUCUGUAACGGUUAUGUAAGUGGAUAAACGUAAUAGUCUUGCAGCCAAUUAUCGGAUGUGACUGAAAGUAAUAGACAACUUAAUUAAUUUGUAUCAUAAAAUAUGUAAAUAAUUAAGCAGCAGCAGGUUCAUCUUGUCACUGUUAUUAAGUAUUAAAUAAACAAAUACUUUGAAAGAGUCAUAGUGUACAAAAAAUAGAUCAGUCUUCAAUGACUCAAAGUGCGAAGUUUAUUUAGAACACACUUUUGAUGUGUGAGGCGAGUUUAGAUCCUACUGUGGUUAUUACUUGGAUUCAUAUUUGAAUCUAUCCCAUAAUACCUCCUGCUUUUUCAACACUGUUUAAAAUAUAGCUACUUUGUCUGGGAAAGCAAGUCUUAUGCCUGAGCAGCACAAGAUCCAUUACGGUGUGUGGAUUUGCAAAGUGAUCCAGGACUUCAUCACGAUAGAUGAUAUUGGACUUCUACCUGUUCAGAGAGUUUCAUAUCUUUGUUUUCCAAAUCUAUGUAGUGACUUUGGAGAAAUACAAUGACAAGAUGAUUUAUAAUUUUCUCCCUAGACACACUCCAUACAUCUAAUGUGAUUUACAGUAAUUAAAAAACUCUUAAUUUAUUAUCAUGAUUUUGUUAUUGUACAUGUUGAAUGAACUGUUAUGAUGUUGUCACAUGAAAUUCCUCUUCUUCUUCUUCUGUCACUGUGUAAACACCAAGUGCUGGUUUAAGCAUAUCAGUUCCCAAAACCUGUACUACAGGUACAGGUUUUUUAAUUUUCCUGUGGAAACUGAACUUAUUGCUCAACAAAUGGAACAGAAGAUAACUGUAAACUGAAUUUUAAAUAUUUUGAAUCAUGUAAAUAAAUGACAUUAAUAAAAUAAAAAAAACGACCUUUAAGAUA